Gracilinanus agilis (Agile Gracile Mouse Opossum) is the source of this 5307-nucleotide messenger RNA. RefSeq names its product eukaryotic translation initiation factor 2 alpha kinase 4 (gene EIF2AK4). Gene Ontology annotation, cellular component: cytosol. NCBI's taxonomy places the organism in Eukaryota, Metazoa, Chordata, Mammalia, Didelphimorphia, Didelphidae. Gene Ontology annotation, molecular function: protein binding; ATP binding; eukaryotic translation initiation factor 2alpha kinase activity. Gene Ontology annotation, biological process: regulation of translational initiation by eIF2 alpha phosphorylation; DNA damage checkpoint signaling. The record is from RefSeq and is a predicted model, not a curated record. The transcript is spliced from 39 exons. Bases 110 to 5104 code for a protein of 1664 amino acids.
CUCCUUCUAGUGCUCGUCCUCAUCCUUCUUGGGGCGGCCGGCUGGGCCUGCCCGCUGAGCCGUCUGAUCACGCUGCCGCCUCCUCCUUGCUCCUGGUGCUGCCGCGGCCAUGGCUGGGGGCUCCGGCGCCCGGCAGCCUCGGGAUUCCAGCGAGCAGUCUCGGCGCGGGGCUGGGGAUGGCCCGGCGGAGCAGUCGGAGAGCUACCCGCAACGCCAGGACCACGAGCUACAGGCACUGGAGGCCAUCUACGGCGGCGACUUCCAGGACCUGCGGCGGCAGCGGCCGGGAAUGGUAAAAGAGCCCCCUGAAAUCAAUUUAGUUCUACAUCCUCAGGGAUUAACUGGUGAUGAAGAAAUCUAUGUCAAAGUGGAUUUGCGAGUUAAAUGCCCACCAACCUACCCAGACGUUGUCCCAGAAAUAGAACUAAGGAAUGCAAAAGGUUUGUCAAAUGAAAGUGUCAAUUCAUUAAAGGCCAAUCUGGAAAAAUUAGCCAAAGAACAUUGUGGAGAGGUGAUGAUAUUUGAACUGGCAGACCAUGUACAAUCAUUCCUUAGUGAACAUAACAAACCGCCUUCUAAGUCUUUUCAUGAAGAAAUGCUAAAAAAUCAGCAAAAGCUUCAGGAAAGACAGGCCCAAGAAGAGCAGCAACGACUGUUAGAAGCAAAGCAAAAAGAGGAGCAGGUGCAACGUGAAAUCCUUCAUGAAAUUCAGAGAAGGAAGGAAGAGAAAAGAGAAGAGAAGAAAAGGAAAGAAAUGGCAAAACAGGAAGAAAUUGCCAACUUAACAAACCAAGAUCAUAACUCCAGGAAAGACCUGACAGGAUUCAAACCAUCUGUCAAUAUAAAUGGAGGUGCCCUAGACCACACAGGCCAUGUUAAACAUCGGGCAAACUCCACAGGGAGGUCAAAGCGAGAACGUCAGUAUUCUAUAUGUAGUAGUGAAGAUUCUCCUGGCUCUUGUGAAAUCCUGUAUUUCAGUAUGGGUAAUCCUUAUCAGCUCACGGUGCACAAAGGGAAAUGUAUUGGAAAUGAUAUACAGCUUGGAAAACUAACCUAUAAUGCCUUGGAAACAGCCACUGGCAAUUUUGUUUUCUUAUAUGAGUGGAUCCUUCAGUGGCAGGAAAAAAUGGGCCAGUUCCUUACCAAUCAAGAAAGAGAGAAGAUUGAUAAAUGCAAAAAACAGAUUCAAGGGGCAGAAGCAGAAUUCAACUCUCUGGUGAAACUGAACCAUCCAAAUGUAGUGCGCUAUCUAGCUAUGAACCUCAGAGAAAAGGGUGAUUCUAUUGUUGUGGACAUUUUAGUGGAACACACGAGUGGUGUCUCUCUCUCGACAUAUCUGAGCAAAGCUGUCCCACUGCCUGCUGAUCAGCUCCGUAGUUAUGCAUCCCAACUUCUAUCUGGCCUUGAUUAUUUGCAUAGUAAUUCAGUGGUGCACAAAGUCCUGAAUGCUUCAAAUGUCUUGGUGGAUACUGAGGGCAACAUCAAGAUUACCGACUACAGUAUUUCUAAACGCUUGGCAGAUAUCUGCAAGGAGGAUGUUUUUGAGCAAACUCGAGUUCGUUUUAGUGAUGAUACUCUGCCUAACAAAACUGGGAAGAAAGGUGAUGUGUGGCGCCUGGGCCUCCUCUUGCUUUCUCUCAGUCAGGGUCAAGAAAGUAAAGAGUACCCUGUCACCAUUCCUAAUGACUUACCAGCUGACUUCCAAGAUUUUCUAAAGAAGUGUGUGUGUUUAGAUGACAAGGAAAGGUGGAGUCCUCAGCAGUUGUUGAAACACAAAUUCAUUAAACCUCCUCAGUUCAAAGUGCCUUUGAUAGAAGAGAGUCCUGAGGAUUCUGGAGGCCUAGAUUAUGCUGAGACUGUUAUUCCCAGAAACCAGCUACCCAGUGCAUCAUUCUUCACUGAAACACAAAGACAAUUUUCCCGAUAUUUCAAUGAGUUUGAAGAACUGCAUUUACUUGGUAAAGGAGCUUUUGGAGCUGUCAUCAAGGUACAGAAUAAGCUUGAUGGCUGUUGCUAUGCAGUGAAGCGGAUCCCUAUCAAUCCUGCCAGCAAGCAGUUUAGACGAAUUAAAGGGGAAGUGACAUUGCUUUCUCGCCUGAACCAUGAGAAUAUAGUGAGAUACUAUAAUGCCUGGAUAGAAAAACAUGAGAUGCCCUCUCCUGGAUUCCCACAGUCAGAUACAACUGAAGAGAGUCCAGCCCCUGACAAGGAGCAACAGAAUGGAAAAAAUGGACUUGAGUUGACAGAUGAUGUAGAAACCAAUGCUCCUCCCCCUAUCCUGACCAGUUCAGUGGAGUGGAGCACAUCCUCCAGUGCCAAGUUCACUGGAGCCAAUCAGGAGUCAAGUGAUGAUGAUGAAGAUGAUGAUGACCGGGAUGGAGUGUUCUCACAAUCAUUCUUGCCAGCCACAGAUUCUGAAAGUGAUAUCAUUUUUGACAAUGAAGAUGAAAACAGUAAGAGGCUCAGUCAGGAUGAAGAAUGCAAUGAAAAAAUUGAUCACCAGGAAAAUGAACAAUCCCUGACGACUCAGGCAAUCCAUUACCUAUACAUCCAGAUGGAAUACUGUGAAAAGAGUACUUUAAGGGACACCAUUGACCAGGGAUUGUAUCAAGACUCCAUCAGAUUGUGGAGACUCUUCAGAGAAAUUCUGGAUGGAUUAGCAUACAUCCAUGAAAAAGGAAUGAUUCACAGAGAUUUGAAGCCUGUCAAUAUUUUUUUGGAUUCUGAUGAUCAUGUCAAAAUUGGCGAUUUUGGCUUGGCCACAGACCAUCCAGCCUUUGCUGCUGAUACCAAACCAGAAGAUCGGGGAGCUGAUCAUUUGGUUAAAUCUUAUCCUUCAGAUAAUUUAACUGGAAUGGUGGGCACAGCAUUAUAUGUGAGCCCAGAAGUCCAAGGAAGCACUAAAUCCUCAUACAAUCAGAAAGUAGAUCUUUUCAGCCUGGGUAUCAUCUUCUUUGAAAUGUCCUACCAUCCAAUGGUUACUGCAUCAGAAAGGAUCUUUAUUCUCAGUCAGCUCAGAGAACCUACUUCUCCUAAGUUUCCAGAAGAUUUUGAUGAUGCAGAACAUACAAAGCAGAAGUCUGUCAUUUCCUGGCUAUUGAAUCAUGAUCCAGCAAAGCGACCUACUGCCACAGAGCUACUGAAGAGUGAGCUGCUCCCCCCACCCCAGCUGGAGGAGUCCGAGCUGCAUGAGGUGCUGCACCACACCCUGGCCAACGUUGAUGGCAAAGCCUACCGGACCAUGAUGGGCCAGAUCUUCUCCCAGCGCAUCUCCCCUGCCAUUGACUACACGUAUGACAGCGACAUACUGAAGGGCAGCUUCUCUAUCCGUAUAGCCAAGAUACAGCAGCACGUGUGUGAGACCAUUACCCGCAUCUUUAAGAGACAUGGAGCUGUCGAGUUGUAUACCCCACUGCUACUUCCCCGAAAUAGGCAAAUAUAUGAGCAUAAUGAAGCAGCCUUAUUCAUGGACCACAGCGGAAUGCUGGUGAUGCUUCCCUACGAUCUCAGGAUUCCUUUUGCAAGAUACGUGGCUAGAAAUAAUAUCUCAAAUUUGAAAAGAUACUGUAUAGAACGUGUAUUCAGACCACGCAAGUUAGAUCGAUGUCAUCCCAAAGAACUUCUGGAAUGUGCUUUUGAUAUCAUCACUUCUACUAGCAAUAGCUUUCUGCCUGUUGCUGAAAUAAUCUACACCAUACAUGAGAUCAUCCAAGAGUUUCCAGUGCUUCAGGAAAGAAAUUACAAUAUUUAUUUGAACCACACUGCCAUAUUGAAAGCAAUACUCUUAUAUUGUGGGAUUCCAGAAGAUAAGCUCAAUCAAGUUUAUAUAAUUCUGUAUGAUGCUGUGACUGAAAAACUGACUAGGAGAGAAGUAGAAGCUAAAUUUUGCAAUCUUUCUUUGUCUUCUAACAGCCUGUGUCGACUCUACAGAUUUAUUGAACAGAAGGGAGAUUUACAAGACCUAGCUACAACAACAAACACAAUAAUAAAACAGAAAACAGGUGUUGCCCAGCUGGUAAAACAUGGCAUGAAGGAUCUGGAGGAAGUUGUUGGACUUUUAAAGAAACUUGGCAUAAAGUUGCAGGUCUCGGUCAAUUUGGGCCUCGUUUAUAAAGUACAACAGCACAAUGGGGUAAUCUUCCAGUUUGUUGCAUUCAUCAAACGAAGGCAAAAAAUUGUGCCUGAAAUCCUUGCAGCUGGUGGCAGGUACGACCACUUGAUCCCCCAAUUUAGAGGACCUCAAGCACUGGGACCAGUUCCUUCUGCUAUUGGAGUCAGUAUAGCUAUAGAUAAAAUAUCUGCAGCUGUUUUCAAUAUGGAAGAACCAGUUACAAUAAGCUCUUGUGACUUACUAGUUGUAAGUGUAGGUCAGAUGUCCAUGUCGAGGGCCAUCAAUAUCAUCCAGAAACUCUGGACGGCAGGAAUUGCAGCAGAAAUCAUGUACGACUGGUCCCAGUCUCAAGAGGAAUUGCAGGAAUAUUGUAAACAUCAUGAAAUCACUUAUGUGGCUCUUGUUUCCGACAAGGAAGGAAACCAUGUAAAGGUCAAAUCCUUUGAGAAGGAAAGGCAGACAGAGAAACGAGUACUAGAAUCUGACCUUGUGGAACACAUGGCACAAAAACUAAGGACCAAAGUCUGUGAUGAAAAGAAUACCAGAGAAGCUUCCGAUAAUCUUGCAGGGCAAAAUCUGAAGGGGUCGUUUUCUAAUGCUUCAGGUUUAUUUGAAAUACACGGAGCAACAGUUGUUCCUAAUGUGAGUGUUAUAGCCCCAGAGAAGCUAUCGGCUAGCACCAGGCGGCGGUAUGAAACUCAGGUGCUAACAAGACUCCAGACUGCCCUUGCCAACCUCCACCACAAAAACAGUGAAAUUGAAAUUUUAGCUGUAGACCUGCCAAAAGAAACAAUUUUACAGUUUUUAUCACUUGAGUGGGACAGUGAUGAACAGGCCUUUAAUACAACUGUGAAGCAGCUACUGUCACGCCUGCCAAAGCAGAGAUACCUCAAAUUAGUCUGUGAUGAAAUUUACAACAUCAAAAUUGAAAAAAAAGUGUCAAUGCUAUUCCUGUAUAGUUACAGAGAUGACUACUACAGAAUCUUGUUUUGAGUAUGAAGAAUUCAUUGCACAGGACAUGUGAAUUGUACAUAGCAGUAUUCAACCCAGAUGGAAGUUUAUGCUGUAAUAUAGAAUGCUGUACAGUCGUAAUUUCUGAUCAAUCUUAAACUGAAUAUUUUAAAGUGUAUAUAUCGGAAGACUACCAAACUUUUUGGAUUUAAUAAAUGUUUUUCAUAAAUCUGCCUGCUAUGCUU